This is a messenger RNA of Lottia gigantea (owl limpet), 951 nucleotides long. RefSeq lists its product as hypothetical. The record is from RefSeq and is a predicted model, not a curated record. Lineage: Eukaryota; Metazoa; Mollusca; Gastropoda; Lottiidae. The transcript is spliced from 3 exons. Bases 1 to 951 code for a protein of 316 amino acids.
AUGAUAGUUGACCCUCCAGCUUCUCCACCUAAACGUGCUCAACCACCUACCAACCAACCAAUAGCAUCCUCCCAAAAGCGACAGAGAUCACCUACUUCCUUACCUAGUACUUCUACUUACCCACAACCAACUCCAAGCAAAAGAACCAAUACCACCAAUUUACCAACCUCCCCUUUUACUCCAAUCUCCAAUUCUGUUAGACCUCUACCUACAAGUUCACCUGCUACCCCAUCAAGACCUAGAUCCAACCCCGAAACUCCAAGAUCAUCAACCAAUUCUACUUUCCGUCGACGUCUAAGCUUAGGUUCUAAAUCACCAAACCAUCCUCGUCGUCAUGAUUGUAACAAGAACAAAUCAACAUGGACACUCCCUGAAGUAACCAAACCAACCAUUAUCAUAGGAUCUUCAAAUAUUUCCCGAAUUCCAGAGGUCAACCAGGACACCCAAGCUGAAUCUUAUCCCGGAGCCAAAAUUAACCACAUCAUCGAUAUCCUUACAAAGAUUAAUCCAACAUCAAUACCAUCCAAAGUCCUUCUCCAUAUUGGCCUCAACAACAAGAAUGAACCAGGUGAAUCCAUCCACAGACAGAUGCUGGAAUUGUUAUCCCUCGCCAAAACCAAAUUCCCAUCAGCCAACGUAUUCGCCACCCAGAUACCAGAUCCUCCAACGCCAGAGACCAAAUUUAGCCGCCAACUUACGAAAAUUCAAGACCUUCUUUUUCAUAAGCCAUCUCCGUUUGCAAAGACUAUGCCGCGAUUCAAUGGAAUGAUCGAGAUUUGCUAUAGAAUAUUUGGAGCUCCAAGACAUGGAGGUCAACAAAGACCACCACCAGAAAAGUACAGAAUUUCAUCAAAAGCUGCCCGAGAAAAACCAUCAGCCUACAGAAGAGGAGAUCCAGAGUUGGGGAAGGAAUAUUGUGCCUACAAGCCAAACUGUAGUCAAGGGCAAUAA